Messenger RNA from Alexandromys fortis (reed vole), 4905 nucleotides. It is a transcript of the gene Clhc1, whose product is annotated as clathrin heavy chain linker domain containing 1. The transcript has 12 exons. Lineage: Eukaryota; Metazoa; Chordata; Mammalia; Rodentia; Cricetidae. The record is from RefSeq and is a predicted model, not a curated record. Bases 501 to 2258 code for a protein of 585 amino acids.
CGGAUCAGAAAGGAAGAGCCUCGCGGGCCAACGGGGUUUCCCGGCCGAAGGACCCGCCCCUUAGGCGUCCACGCCCGUGCCUGUGCGCUGCCGCCAAACCGCGGCUGUCUAACGCAGUGCCAGACUAGCGGUUGCUCCAUAGCUCUACGCUCUUUCUCCCAUUUGGGUCCUCGAAACGGUGUGCUCCACUUUAAAAUGUUUCAAAAGGCGCUCUUAUACAGUCGAUGCGACCAAGAGGGGCUUUCCUUUACAGGGGGCUUGUUAGCACGAGAAAAAAGAGAGGUAACACAAGUCUAGCUGGGAAUUGUAGUUUUUUCGCUGCUUUCUUCUUGCUAAAACUACUUGUCCCAAGAUGCAGUUCCACACUUCCGGGCGGGCUGUCUGGUUACAGUCUCUAAGCAGGUUUAGGGACUCAGGCUCACUAAAGUUUUUUGGCUUUGUUGCAAAAGAAGGUCCAAGUUUGAUUUUUCUCCAGUGAACAAGCUUACAGAUUAAGAUUUAUGUCACUCCAAGAAGUAAACAAACAUACAGUUCUUCCUCCCAUCAUUAGUAGAAGUGACAAGGAGUUUUUGGAAAGCAUACAAAGAUACAUAAUUACAGAAACCAAGAGAGUGGGCUGCAACGAGGAAGGACCUGCUGAUGAGUAUUUCACCAUAUACCGAAAUGUUUUCGACAAGGUAAUAGACUAUGUCAAUUCAUACAAGUCCGUUCUUACUUCAAUCAAAAAAGAAUACGAUGCCUUUAUUGAGACAAUAAAGAAAGGCCGAAGAACUGCUUUUUAUCUUCAUGGGAAACUUAAAGUCUUGGCAGCAGAGCCCACAGCACUGGUGUAUCACCAGAGAAGAGCCAUCCAACUUGAAGCAAAAGUGAGGAUUAUUGAAAAUAAUUCCAAAGAGAUUCAGUCGCAAAUAGACGAGAUGAGACAGCUGAGGGCAGAGUAUGACAAGAAAGAAGUGAAGCUCUGUGCUUCCACCAGGCAGCUCUGGAGACCCAUCCCAGGGAUGACUCUUCAAGAUUCUGUCAAUCUGGAUGCUCUCAAUAAAUAUAAGCAGCAUCUUGAAGAUAGAUAUAUAAAGUGUAAGCAAGAUAUGUCAAGAGAGUAUGUACCAGCCCAAAAGAAGGCUGAUCUGGAUGAGGAAAUGAUUGUGUUACUGAAACGCCGAGAUUUAGCCGAAAAUCUGAACAAAGACCUGAAGUUUCGCCAUCAAAGACUGCAGGUUAUUUCACACACACUUACUUCAUGGCUGAAGCAUAACAUGAGAAUCCCAUUUGAAGACGUCUUGGAGAAAAUUCAGAAAACCAAAGCAAUCUUCGGUGAUGAAAGCAUUAUUGAUGAGCUGUUUGAAGAUGACCCAAGCAAAACUAAAGAAGCUAUAAUUAUUCUUUACUACAUCGAAAGGUUCAAUGAAUUAAUCUCCCUUGGCGAAUAUGAGAAGGCAGCUUGUUUUGCAGCAAACAGUCCAAGAAGAAUUCUUCAAAAUAUUGGUACAAUGAAUAAAUUUAAGGCUGUUGGAAAAAUUAGAGGAAAACCCCUCCCAUUACUCUUGUUUUUUGAGGCUAUAUUUAGCACGAGUCAGGCCUUCAAACGCCCUAUUAAUGCUGACCUAACCGUGGAGGGAAUCAAAUGUGGACUGUCUGAAAAGCGGCUUGAUUUAGUUACCCAUUGGAUCACCCAGGAAAAGCUGACAUUUUCUGAGAAGGCUGGGGAUAUUGUUUUUGCUUAUGGGGAGCAGAACACAUACCACAAGCCUAACUGCUUGGCUUUAGCUCAGAUUAUCUACAACGAGUGUGGUUUACACAAGAAAGCUCUUCUUUGCCUGUGUAAACAGGGUCAGAUUCAUGAGGCCGUGGAACAGCUUCAACAGUUAAAGGACUUCACCUUUGAAGACCUGAUAAACCUAAUAACAGAGUGUCCCCAAACUGAGUUAGUUAAAUGUCUUACUCGAGAGAGGGAUGGAAAACCACCAUUUUUAUCUUUCGCGCUUGCUGUGCUUCAUCUGUUUUCUGUGGACAUGAAAAAGGUUGGCAUUAAGCUGCUUCAGGAGAUCAGUAAAGGCGGGAAAGAUGAAAUAGAGCAUCUUGUGAUGGACGAUCCAUUUUGCUCCUUAGAAAAAUGGCAAGAAAUAGCAAAUAUCUGUUUACAGAAUGGUUUUGAAAAUUUGUCUAGUGACAUCAUGUCCAUUCUCCGAUCCCAGGCUGGAGUUUCAGAAAUUUCAGAAGAUGAUUCCAUCAACAUAAUGGAACAUGUUUUUUGGUAGUUCUAUGUUUUGUCCAGCUGAGGGCGCUUGUACAACAUUUUAUAGGCAUUGGCUGGGCAAACUGGUUUUAGCAUAGUUAACAUGAAUAAAUGUUAAGUAUAAUGCUCUCAGCAAUAAAUGACACUUCCACUAUGAUGUUCAGGUUUGACCUUGAAACCAUUGCUUCCUUCCUACCAUGUGGUCACUUCUUAUAGCAGAUCUAGAGCAAAUCCAAGAGUAUAGCUCUGCGUAAAGAUAGCAUAAUUUGAGACAAGGUUUCUCUGUAGCUUUGGAGCCUGUCCUGGAACUUGCUCUGUAGACCAGGCUGGCCUCGAACUCACAGGGAUCCACCUGCUUCUGCCUCCCGAGUGCUGGGACUAAAGGCUGCGCCACUACCGCCCGGCUGGAUACCUUCUCAUCAUCUAAUUUGAUCCCUGGAACUGAAGAAGGUGUGGGCAAUGUUCUCCCUUUGCACUGACUUUCUAAAUGUUAGAUAUUGCAAGCUUGCCUCUGCAAGAAAAGGAGAUAUUACUUGAAGACUGAGUGUGCUGGGAAAGAACUAGACUAAGUUUGUCCUACUGAUUCAAGGAUGGCUCCAGUCUUUGAUGUCUGUCUGUAUAUCCAUGGACACACACACACCUGCACAUACGGAUGAUAACCUUUGCCAUUUUAUAAACGGAAAAGGUCAGAUUCCAACUGAGGUUUAGAAUCUUGGCAUGUUUUUACUUAAAGGGAAGACCAGACAGAUUGCCUUGGGUACUCUUGGGCAUGGAAAACGGAUCUUUUAAAAAAAAAAUCAUUUUGUACUGUGCACAGUGUUGAAUGCCUAAAAUCCUAGUUCUCAGGAGGCUGAAGUAAAAAGGUGAUGAGUUGGAGAUCAGCCUGGACUGCAGAGUGAGAGUGUCUCAGAAGCCAAACAAAAUAGAAUAACAACAAAGCAAAACCCACCCAAAAAGACAACAAGAGAUAAUUUUUUAAAAAUAAUUCCAAGUAUUUGAAAUUUUAGAAUUCUUUUUUUUGGGGGGGAUAUUUUUUAAAAUUAUCUGUGUUGGUGUUUUGCCUGCAUGCAUGUCUGUAUGAGGGAGUCUGAUUCCCUGGAACAGGAGUUACAGACAGUUGUGAGCUGCCAUGUGGGUGCUGGGAAUCAAACCCAGGUUCUCUGGAAGAGCAGCCAGUGCGCUUAACUGCUGAGCCAUCUCUCCAGCCCAGAAUUUUAGAAUUCUUUACUAUGGAUAGAUAUAAUAUUCAAAAUAUUUAAGAAUCAGUAUGGCAUGGGUACCAGUCAAGUAGAGUAGACAUUCAGCCAAUCAGAACAGCUUCCCGUUCGUGUGGCACAUCUGUGCCUCCAACCCCUGGUUCUGAAAUGGCGUCUCACUGUGCAAGCUCAAGCUGGCUUUAGACAUGGUAUACAGCUGAGAUUGGUCUAAACCUGCAACGUCCCUGCCUCUGCCUGCACGUACUGGGGUUAAAAGUGUGCUCCAUCACAUUUUACAGAGUUGACUCCUUGUGAAGGGCCUAAGGGAUCCUCUCUGUGUCUCUCCACAUCCUCUUCUCCUUAUGGAUUUCUGUGUCUAAAUCCGAGCAUGGUGGCUUAAGUGUGUAAUCCUGGCACUCCACGGUGAGUCAUAGGCCAGCUACAGAGUGAGGCUGUCUCGUGUGUGUCUGUGUGUGUGUGUGUGUGUGUGUGCGCACGCGCGCGUAACAAAUCUAUAAAAAAUAAAUGAUAUAAUAUGCAAAUAUACAAUAAUAAACAUAUAUAGGUAUUACAUCUUAUUAUAUAUAUAUGUAUUACAUCACUCAUAUUGAGUUAGAGUUCACCCACUAUAAGUUGACUAUGUCUCCAAAUAAAGUCACAUUCUGUUGCACUAUGGGCUAAGACUUCAGCAUGUAAAUUUGGUAAAAACAUAAUUCAGACACAAACAUUUUCCAUUAUUUCACCAAAAUAAAAAAUAGUACUGGGCAAAAAAAAUCAAUGUUCAAUGUACAGUUGCUGAUUGAAUCUAUUUUAGGCAAACCUAGAACUUUCAUAUUUGAUAUUAACCUUGUGAAUUCUCUUCACUCUUGCUUACAUUCUCAAAAUUAUGUUACACAUUUUAGAAUUUUUUACAAAGCAUACACAUCUGUAUAACUAAUCUCCACAUGAUGAGAUAAAACCUUUCCAGAAUAUUCCAGCCUCCUGUCCUCCUCCCAAAGCUACUCAACUUCUCCUGCCAUUAAUGACAUUUUCCUGCGUUUGAAUUUUAAAUAAAUAAAAUAACACAUUAAAUUUUUGGGGUCUACUUGCUUUUGCAUUUUACUUUUUGUGAAAUUUUUCCAUAUUGUUUAUAGUUGCAGUUGUUCAUUCUCAUUGUUCCAUUCUGUAAGUGUGCUACCAUUAUACCAUACAUAGACCGUAAGUUUUUCCAGUGUGUAUCUGUACAGUGCUCCCUUGGUCAUUCUUCAUGGCUUGGCUGUGAAAUCUGUUUGCAUGUUUUAUUCUUUGCUUUUCAAGUUGUUUGGGGGGGCGCUGGAGAGAUGGCUCAGAGGUUAAGAGCAUUGCCUGCUCUUCCAAAGGUCCUGAGUUCAAUUCCCAGCAACCACAUGGUGGCUCACAACCAUCUGUAAUGAGGUCUGGUGCCCUCUCCUGGCCUGCAGGCAUACACACAGAAUAUUGUAUACAUAAUAAAUA